Molecule: messenger RNA, 1165 nt
Organism: Colletotrichum godetiae
Lineage: Eukaryota; Fungi; Ascomycota; Sordariomycetes; Glomerellales; Glomerellaceae
Exons: 4
Coding region: 14-1165 (383 amino acids)
Source: RefSeq, a predicted model, not a curated record
CUCGUUGCACGACAUGCUUGCCGGGCCCUUCGUUCCCCCGCUACAGAAAUCGAUAGAUCCAUGGUUGCUCUGGACAAUGAGCCGACUGCCCACUUGUUGGUCCAAACCCCUCAGGCCACUUGAAUCCAACAUGAUUUGUAUUGCUCAGUCAGAAUCAGUCAGAGACAUGGGAGAUGCAAAUCUAUCCCGUGAGAUGCUCGACACCUUGGGUAACUACUCGCCAAGGUGGUCUGCAGAGAAAUUGUCUACCAAAAGCAGAGGUACCGGAACAACACAUCAGCAAUACCGGUAUCUCGUAGUACGUACAGAUAAACGUCUCGGCUUAGCUAACCCACCAGCUUCUGCUCCGAUAAGACACCCGUGGGCCCGGGGAAGCACGGAAGCAACUUGCCAUCUCGGCCAGGGCCCGAACAAGGACCGACCAGCCUGCAUCGAUCGACAGCUGCCGUUGCAGUCGCAGUCAGUCUAUCGCGGUUGGUCUCCCAACAUUGAAACUAACGAUGCGCCAGGCGCCUUGGAGCACAGCCAUCCGGUCGUGUCUGCACCCUUCGGGCCUUCCCCCCUUCGCCCGCCGUAUAGCCUGCUGCACAUAUCGCAAACAGGACGUUGCGCCGUGCAGCCUCGCACUGCCAUCCUGGUCUCUUCUGACUCUGCCAUCGUGCCUCUUCAGGGUCUUUUCAACCUACACGUCGCUAUCGAGGACGACGUCCACCCUGCAAUUGUCGCUGCCCAGGAAACAACGGGAGCCUCACAUGACGAAUUAUUUUGGGAUUCUCUGGACGACUCAACCAACGCCUUGCAAGGGAUUGCCGACAGGGGCCACGGCGGCCAGCCUCCAGGAAGGCGAGCGGAAUCCACUCCGUACGAAGGGCGUCCCGGGCAAGUUCCUCUACCCUUCACCAUGCGCUACAGUGUGCUUCAAGUUCCCUCUCGUGCCUCUUCUGCUUUGUGGAAUGGGCUGCAAAUACCAGACAUGGCGCUCGUCCUUGUUGCUUCCCAUGCGCAUAUCCUGCACAAGAAAGAAAAUGCAAGCCUAGUAUCGCAGUUGACCACCUCAGCCCCAGGCUUGGAGGCUUCAACGGUGCGUCUCACUCUCGGCUUGGGCGGUCCGGGCUGGGGCGGUGGUGCGAGCUGCUCGGAGCGAGAGGCGUUUUCGGUGGCUUGA